This is a messenger RNA of Capsella rubella, 1235 nucleotides long. RefSeq lists its product as uncharacterized. NCBI's taxonomy places the organism in Eukaryota, Viridiplantae, Streptophyta, Magnoliopsida, Brassicales, Brassicaceae. The transcript has 7 exons. The record is from RefSeq and is a predicted model, not a curated record. Bases 286 to 1020 code for a protein of 244 amino acids.
CUCAUCUCUGUCGCUAUUUCCUUUUCUUCUUCUUCUACUUCUCCUUUUUUUUUUUCCAAAACUCUUUUACAUAUUUGUUACUUCCAUUAUUAUCUUUUAUAAAUCUUCAUCGCUUUAAGGUUCAACUUCGAUCUCUCUGUGUAGUUACCAUCACAACAUCAUAAAGUUGUAGAGUAGCAGCAGCUGAAGAAAGCAGAACCAAGCCAGGCUAGACCAGCAAGUAAUUUGCUGGCUAGCUAAAGGUUUUGUCUGGGUGGGUCUUUGAUAUUGAAUCCUUUCUUCCCUAUGAGCCCUCAGAGCGUAUCGAAGACGAGUAAAGCCCUUGAGGGUAUCCAUGGGGUUCGUGUUGUGUCUCAUUCUCCUUUUGGAUUUGAGAGUAUCGACCAAGUGUCUGGCUUUGAGUCCGCUGAUGCUGGAACUAAGCAGAGGCUAUUCAUUGAACGUGUCUGGCAACAAAGACCUCCAUGCUUAAGACCUAUCCAUUGUUGCAUCCACGGUGAUCGGAGUAUCUUAGAAACAGCUGCUAAUGUGAUCACAUCCAUCCCUUUCAUUUUCCUCGGUAUGCAGGCACCGAGGAAAAACCUGAACAUGAAGGUGUAUGCAAACUCCUUAAUUGGUGUUGGAAUCGCAUCGAGUUUGUAUCAUUCUUCAAGAGGGAAAUUGAGGAAGUAUCUUAGAUGGGCCGAUUACACAAUGAUAGCUACAGCAACAGUAUGUCUAACGAGGGCUCUUAGAGAAGAGAACCAAAAGUUCUUGAUGGCUGCAUCAGCUUUAGCUCUACCGUUCCAGCCUCUCGUGGUAUCAGCUGUUCACACUGGAAUGAUGGAGGUAGCAUUUGCCAAACGAGCCUUAAAGGAUCCAGAUUUAAAAAUGGCUCAUGAUGUACACAAGAUGUCUUCGUUGUUGGGUGGAGCAUUGUUCAUAGCUGAUGAUCUUUUCCCUGAAACACCAUUCAUUCACGCUGGUUGGCAUCUCGCUGCAGCCAUUGGUGUUGGAACUUGCAAUAAGCUUCUUCAGUAGUCCAUAGUAGCAUAUAUAUUAUUGAGUGACUGUGGAACUGCUACAUUCUUGGUUUAGAGAGACCACUAGCACGUGUGGUUUCACUAAGCUCUUAAAUCAGCCGACGUAACUAGUAAUUAUUGGAAUACACAUAUUAGUUUAUUUUCAUCUUCUAAAUUACUCAACCAAAAUUAUUUGUAAAGUUUUUAUUUUUCAUCGAGUUGAUUUUAUGCAUA